This is a messenger RNA of Lolium perenne, 447 nucleotides long. RefSeq lists its product as uncharacterized. Gene Ontology annotation, molecular function: nucleic acid binding; 3'-5' exonuclease activity. Gene Ontology annotation, biological process: nucleobase-containing compound metabolic process. NCBI's taxonomy places the organism in Eukaryota, Viridiplantae, Streptophyta, Magnoliopsida, Poales, Poaceae. The record is from RefSeq and is a predicted model, not a curated record. Gene Ontology annotation, cellular component: cytoplasm; nucleus.
AUGGAGCACCUCGCGUGUGCCAAGGCUCCUCGAUCUCGGAUAUACCAUCUCAUGGCUAAAGGGAUGGCCUUCAAGGUCACGGCCGCUCUCCGUGCAUCAAGAGUGGAGAAGUGGAUCUGCGACAUCAAGAGGGACUUUCUCUACGCCUCACCAACCAAGUGUGUCGGCUUGGACUGCGAGUUCACCGACCCUCGCGAGGGUGAUCAGCGCGCCGCCAUCCUUCAACUCUCGGUGGCGAUCGAGACUUUGGUAUUCCAGAUUUGUUGGGCCGAUGAAGUGACACAAGUUCUCAAGGAGUUCUUGCAGGACAGCAACAUCAGAUUCUGGGGCGCGGUUAUCGGCAAAGAUGUGCAAAUGCUGAGUUCCUACGGUAUUAAUAUUACUUCUGCGUUCGACCUCCAAAAGAUACUCCCGAACCUCACCAACAAACCCACUCCGAGUCUAUAA